This is a messenger RNA of Populus nigra (black poplar), 2710 nucleotides long. RefSeq names its product G-type lectin S-receptor-like serine/threonine-protein kinase At4g27290. Gene Ontology annotation, molecular function: ATP binding; protein serine/threonine kinase activity. Gene Ontology annotation, biological process: recognition of pollen; protein phosphorylation. The record is from RefSeq and is a predicted model, not a curated record. NCBI's taxonomy places the organism in Eukaryota, Viridiplantae, Streptophyta, Magnoliopsida, Malpighiales, Salicaceae. Bases 78 to 2531 code for a protein of 817 amino acids. The transcript has 7 exons.
GUCACUCUUACCUAAUGAGACCAUCUUUAAACCAGAGACAAAACAGCUCAUUAGUUAGGCAACCAAAUUAAACAUCCAUGAAAGGUCUUACACUAGUUUCUUUAUGUUUCAUCUUCUUCAUCUUCACACCCUCCGAUGGUGCAGAUACCAUAGCUGUAAACCAGUCAAUCAUAGACGGAGAGACCGUAGUUUCAGCUGGGAGCAACUUUGAGCUAGGAUUUUUUAGCCCUCGAAGUACAAGUUUGCGUUAUGUAGGAAUAUGGUACAAGUUCUCUAGUGAGACUCUGGUUUGGGUUGCCAACAGAGAAGCACCACUCAAUGACACAUCAGGUGUUUUGCAAGUGACCAGCAAGGGAAUCCUUGUCCUUCAUAAUUCAACAAAUGUUGUUUUAUGGUCUACUAAUACAUCAAGAGUGCCGCAGAAUCCAGUAGCUCAGCUUUUGGAUUCAGGAAAUCUUGUUAUAAGAGAAGCAGAUGAUACAAACGAGGAUGAUUACUUGUGGGAUAGUUUUGACUAUCCUGGUAACACGUUUUUGCCAGGCCUCAAGUUUGGCAGAAACUUGAUUACUGGCCUUGAUCGGUACUUGGUGUCAUGGAAAAGCACUAAUGAUCCUUCAUUGGGUGAUUCUACAACUAUGCUUGAUCCUGGUGGAUAUCCGCAGAUAUUUAUCAGGGUUGGUGAGAACAUAGUUUUCCGAUCAGGACCAUGGAAUGGUCUUAAAUUCAGUGGGAUGCCUAAUUUGAAACCGAACCCAAUUUACACAUACGAGUUUGUUUACAAUGAGAAGGAGAUUUAUUACAGGUACGAUCUGACAGACAGUUCAGUUGUGACGCGUAUGUUGCUGACGAAUGAUGGGAUUUUGCAGCGUUUCACCUGGACUAGCAGCACAAGAACAUGGAAUCUGUACUUGACAGCCCAGAUGGAUAAUUGUGAUAGGUAUGCAGUAUGUGGUGCAUAUGGAAUUUGUAACAUCGACAAUUCCCCUGCUUGUGCAUGCUUGGACGGAUUUCAGCCAAAGUCUCGUCAAGAUUGGGAUUCUGGGGAUUGGUCUGGAGGAUGCGUUAGGAAGAAUGAAUCAAUUUGCAGGGCAGGAGAGGGUUUUCAGAAGGUAACAAGUGUGAAAUUGCCAGAUACAAGGACAUCCUCGUUUAAUAUGACAAUGGACCUUGAAGAAUGUCGAAGGGUUUGCUUGAUGAAUUGUUCUUGCACAGCUUAUUCGACUUUGAAUAUAACAGAUGGAACUGGAUGCUUGCUUUGGUUUGAGGAUCUUCUUGAUAUCAGAGAGUACACUGAAACUGGACAAGAUUUUUACAUUAGAUUAUCUGCCUCUGAUUUAGAGCCAACUAGAAGUCCUAAGAGGACGACGCGAGUGUGGAUUAUAGCCAUCUGUUUGUUGGUUGCUGGAAUUACCAUCCUAGGCGUUUGCCUGCUGUUUCUGAUGAGGAGGAGGAAGAUGAAGACAGUAGCAAGGAUGGUUUCGAUGCAAGAAAGAGACUACUCAAUUAAUAGCACCGGUAAAGAUUUAGAGCUUCCAGUAUUUGACUUCGCAACCAUAGCUAUUGCCACGAGCAAUUUCUCAGGGGCCAAUAAGCUUGGAGAGGGUGGAUUCGGACCUGUCUACAAGGGCAAGCUAGAAGAUGGACAAGAGAUAGCUGUGAAAAGGCUUUCAAAGACUUCGACACAAGGACUUGAUGAAUUCAAGAACGAAGUUAUAUGCAUUGCGAAACUUCAACACCGAAAUCUUGUCAAGCUUCUUGGUUGCUGCAUUGAAUCCGAAGAAACAAUGUUGGUCUAUGAAUAUAUGCCUAACAAAAGCUUGGAUGCCUUCAUCUUUGAUCAAAAGCAGAGCAAGUUAUUGGACUGGUCUAUGAGGUACAACAUUAUCAAUGGGGUAGCUCGAGGACUUCUUUACCUCCAUCAAGAUUCCCGGCUAAGAAUCAUUCAUAGAGAUCUAAAAGCCAGCAAUAUACUUGUGGACUAUGAUAUGAACCCAAAAAUCUCAGAUUUUGGCAUGGCCAGGAGUUUUGGUGGAAAUGAAAUUCAGGGAAACACAAAACGAGUAGUUGGAACAUAUGGUUACAUGUCUCCAGAAUAUGCAACUGACGGGAUCUUUUCUAUAAAAUCCGAUGUAUUUAGUUUCGGUGUUUUGGUGCUAGAGAUAGUAAAUGGGAAGAGAAAUAGAGGAUUCAUUCAUCAAGACCAUAAGCACAACCUUCUUGGUCAUGCAUGGAAACUUUACAAGGAAGAAAGGUCAUUCGAGCUAAUCAACGAUUCUUUAAAAGACACCUGCAACUUAUCCGAAGUUUUGCGGGUGAUCCAUGUGGGUCUACUGUGUGUGCAACAAGCUCCUGAGGAUAGGCCUACUAUGUCAACUGUGGUGCUAAUGUUAAGUAGUAACAUUGCAUUGCCUGACCCUAAAGAGCCUGGAUUUUUCACAGAAAGGAAACUAUUCGAUCAUGAGUCUUCAUCUAGCAAGGUUGAUACAUGUUCCGCGAACGAAAUUACUAUCACAUUGUUAACUGCUCGAUGACAGAUUAUUUCUUUAACAACGUUUUUAUAAAUUGUAUCAAUAAGAGUAUAUAUUCUUAUUUUUCUGUCAGUCCUUUCUUCUUCACUGAGGAAAAAGAUUGGGGAAAAAAUGACGUGGGGUACUUUCUUUAUUAUUCUUGACAUAAUUAUUUAUAUUGUACAAUUUUUAAAAUUAUUAAA